UCACCAACGGCUGAGAUCCAGAAGACUUCGAGCCUGAACGAAAUGUGAGAUAUAUCACACAAUUGAUUUGCUCGGUGGUCCUCUAUAGAAACGAGUCUUGGACCAUUCAGGCGGAGGAUGUAAUGGAGUUUGGAGGAGAAGGAUGAACGACGAGCUUGCUGAGCUGUACGGCGCACUGAGCAUUCACACGGUGGCAAAGACUGGCAGGAUGCGAUAACUGGGGCAUGUCAUGAGGAUGCCGAACUCAUGUCCCACCCAAGAGAGGUGUUCGACAGCGAUCUCCAGUUCAACAUGAGGCACAUGAGGGUGCACAGCGAACUCGAUGACUGGAUCAGGUGUAUUAAGAUCCGUCGAAGGUCGAAUAUCUAUAUGAAUGGGGUACUGCAGCCAGGGACCGCGAAUUUUGGAGAAUGUUUGUUGACUGAACGAUGUCAUGUCGAAGUGCCCUAUCGUGCAGCCAUACCAACCAUAGAGAGAGAGAGACAGAGAAAGAGCGUCACUUCAAUGCCUCCUAAGAGCAUCACCGUCUGCCAUUCAGAACACAUCGAAUGGUCCACAAUGAGUGGUCUGCCAACUAAUCGUGGCUCUUCAUAAUAAUGGUUGCGUGUACUUCCCUCAUAAAGCAUGAUUGUGCAUUCGAAAGGGGUUAACGGACUGGCGUCAGAACUAGUUGUGCUGUACAAGACUCAGAUUCAGUGGUAGCAAGGGACACUCUUGAAAAGAUUGAAAGGUUCAGAUGACGUGAUGUCGUUACUGAAGGAGAGAUGAACGGAUUUUCUGGGGUUGUUACUAGAAAAGGAACAAUUCUGUUCGUUGCUUCUUCUCACUCCUUGGCAAAACAUAACCCGUAAGGAUGACCUAUCGCCUUUCUUAGGACACCAACCAAUCGGUGACGUAUGGCUUGUGACGGUAACCCAAAACAGAACAGCCGUAAGAACUGAUUCUAUCGUGUAGAUCCACCGACCAUUCAUUUUUGGAAAAGGUAAAUAUUGUUCCAUAAUAUCACAUCAGGUCUUGAAGAUAAUAUGUUUUGAAUUUGUUUUAUUUUUUGUUCAGUCUUUCGACGCUCCUAACGCACAUACUUAAAUAUUUUUCAAAUCUCCAUAACACCCACAAAUUCCAAUCAAUUCCAUUCCAAACCAUCCGCUUUACGAUCGCUUAACGAUAGGAGAGAUCGAUUCACCUUUGCCCGAAGAGGAGAGGGUGGAUAAAGCGUGAUUGGAAUUCAUAAGUACAUAUACAUCCAUGCUCCACGCCCCUCCUCCCUACAUGUAAAAGCGUCUUGCCGUAUUUGCGUUCUUGCGCCGUCGGGUUUUGCGGCGGCACGAUCGUCCGGUUUGGCCUAGAUUCCGGCGAAGAACACGGCGACGCCACGAGAACGAAAACCCGAAAGCCAACGGGACUCUCGCGCGUCUCGCACUGUCUACACUGUCGCCCGCGGGAAUGCAUGGGGAUGUAAAGGAAAGCCCAAAAGAAAGACGCACACACACACACACACACGCACACCAGUACCAGCAUGACUCGUCUUUUAGCUGUUGCGUCCGCUCCUCUGUGCGGGCACUUGGCGCGGGAUUGCUUUUUUUUGCUGCUGUUAUUCUCGUUAAUGCUUAUUUAGCCUCUCCCCCAUUUAAAACUCGUUCGUCCCUGCCCUGAACCCUCCUCUGCUCCCGGUGGGUGGGGACGGGAACCUUAUAAGGCGAGAACGCGGUCACCGGCGGCAGACAGUUUGAGGUCGAAGCCUUCCAGGGUGAGACGACAACCGAGAACGUCGCGUCUCGGGCAGGUGCGAUUCUGAUCCGGAUUCUGAACCAACACCGUGAGUGAGUGUGUGCGUAUCAAUUUUUGUUGUUUUUUUUGCGUUCCUGGGGGAGUGUGAAUCGUGAACCUUUUGCGAAGUUGCCAGCAUGAACCCCAUUGCGGUCAGCCGCACGGUGGCUGCGUUCAUAGUUUCGUUGGUGCUGUUGCAAUGUGGCAGCACGCACAAGCUUCCCGCAGAGACUGCCAGCGCUAACGCAGCGCCUGAUGCGCCCGAGCAGCCCUCAGUGCGAGCCAACGACGCACCAGCACAACCGGUGAAGUACGAUGGCGCUCAGCUGUGGCGCAUCGCGUACGACGAUCAACCGAAGAAGAAUGCCGUCGCCGAGCUGCAGGAUCGUUUCGAUGCGUCCAUGUGGAACUACAACGCCACCUCGGUGGACAUUUUCGUGCGGGGCCAGCAGCUCAAGAAGGCGGAGUGCUUUCUCCGGGCGGCCAACAUCCCGUACGAGGUCGUUAUCGAGGACAUGCAGCGUGCCAUCGACACGGAAAACCCAUCGCUAGAGGAGACGGAACUGUGGGAAAACCGUAACGGGCACCGUAUGACGUGGACGGCCUACCACCGCCUGGCGGACAUCUACGACUGGAUGGACUACCUGGCCCAAACCUACCCGGACCUGUGCAGCACGAAAGCAAUCGGCAAGAGUGUGCAGGGCCGCGAGCUGAAGGUCCUGCGCAUCUCGAACGGCAACCCGGCCAACCGGGCGAUCUGGAUGGACGGUGGCAUUCACGCGCGCGAAUGGAUUAGCCCGGCCACGGUCACGUACAUCGCGAACGAGCUGGUCGAGGACUGGGACAACCAGCCCGACCAUCUGCGCAACGUCGACUGGUACGUGCUGCCGGUGCACAAUCCGGACGGGUACGAGCACUCGCACCAGUACGAUCGGCUGUGGCGCAAAAACCGGGGCGGCCUGCAGUACGGGCCGUGCGCGGGCGUCGACCUGAACCGAAACUACGGCUACAAGUGGGGCGGCCAGGGCACGUCCAAGCAGCCCUGCUCGGAGAUCUUCGCCGGCUCCGGCCCGUUCUCCGAGCCGGAGUCGAAGGCGGUCAGCGAGUUUAUGCAGUCGUCCGCGGCCGACUGGAAGGGCUUCCUCACAUUCCACAGCUACGGCCAGUACAUCCUGUACCCGUGGGGGUACGAUCGGGUCGUGCCGCCGGACCACGCCGAUCUGAAACGGGUCGGCGACGCAGCCGCGGAGCAAAUGUUGCAAGCAAGCGGCGGCUCGCGGUACACGGUCGGACCGUCCGGCAGCACGCUGUAUCCAGCGGCCGGCGGGUCGGACGAUUGGGCCCGCGGUGCCCUCAACAUCAAGUACGCGUACACGGUCGAGUUGCGCGACACCGGCCGGUAUGGGUUUGUCCUGCCCGCCAACCAGAUCAAGCCGACCGGCGACGAAGCCGUCGCGUUUGUUGACAUCAUUGCGCAGGAGGUAGCCAAAUUGUAAAGCCCGGUGGGCCACCCCAACACAUACCCAUACUCCCACCCAGACACACACACACAGAUAUACUUAAGAAAAAGGCUGAAACAAUAAAUCUAAUAGACAAGUGAAA
Anopheles gambiae (African malaria mosquito) is the source of this 3369-nucleotide messenger RNA. Its product is annotated as carboxypeptidase B. The record is from RefSeq and is a predicted model, not a curated record. Gene Ontology annotation, molecular function: zinc ion binding; metallocarboxypeptidase activity. The transcript is spliced from 4 exons. Lineage: Eukaryota; Metazoa; Arthropoda; Insecta; Diptera; Culicidae. Gene Ontology annotation, biological process: proteolysis. Bases 1905 to 3263 code for a protein of 452 amino acids.